AUGAAGACGCUUAACUGUUACGUGCUGUUAUUUUGCUGGAAAGCAAUCUGUUGCAACAGCUGUCAACUCACCAAUAUUACUAUAGCAGUGGAAAGAGAAGAAUGUGAACUCUGCAUUACGGUGAAUGCCACGUGGUGCUCAGGAUACUGCUUCACAAGGGAUCCGGUAUACAAAUAUCCCCCGGUCUCAUCUGUUCAGCAAAUAUGUACCUUCAAGGAGGUUGUGUAUGAAACAGUGAAGAUCCCUGGCUGCGGUGACCACCCUGAAUCUUUUUACUCAUACCCAGUAGCUACAGAGUGCCACUGUGAGACCUGCGACACUGAUAGCACUGACUGCACUGUGAGAGGACUGGGGCCAUCCUACUGCUCCUUCAAUCAGAGUGGAAGCAAACAAUGAAGGGUGCUUGAGAUGGCAGCUUGGCUUUAAAUUUUCACUUCUAAAUAGAUAAGGGUAUUGAACAGACUGAAGUGCAAGUUAAUAGGCAAGGCUAUUGAGAAACUGCCAAGCUUGAAACAAAAAUUUGUAAGGCCAAAGUGGAGAGAUACUGAUUAAACUUCUCUUCAGGCUUUCUCUGCUUUUCCCAUCGUUUUCCUUAUAAUCAUUUUCACGGGUCUCUAGAAUGCAGCUUCUGCCUUGUCCCCUCUUCUUCUUUAUUCCGUCUUCAUUCUUUAUGUUUCUGUAUUUUCACAGCUUAGUUCACUUCACUUAUUCCGUACUAUCCAAUGCUUUUAAAAAGUUCCCAACUUUAAAAUGCCCUAAUUUCCAUCUCUCCUCAGAACUCACUUAUUUUAAAAAGCCUUGCAGCACCAGUUUUAAUUACACGCAACAUCCAUGCCCUUACUGUCUAACUUCUAGUUGGACUGCAAUCCUCUCUUAGCUGAGAUUCUGACUUUAUUCAGCAAAAUAUUUCACGCAGUCAUUAUGCUCUGCAAACAAUAACAGCAUGUUUAUUUAAGAGCCAAAAACCUAUGUUCAAUUGUUCAAAGUGACCAAACUCUUGUGCUUUCUCAUUAAGGCUUGUUAGCUCUGGCUCAGUGCCACAAUAACAAAUGACAUGAAGUCUAUCCAGUUCAUGCCUGGCUAACUGACUGCUCGAAAUGCUCAGCUGUCAACCUUCACCUGGGUAAACAAACAUGUCUUAAUUCAGUUUAAAAAUUGUGAAAUAUUGCCACAAAUCUGAAACACUGGAUUUCCUCUCAUUAUGCAACAGAACUUAAGAAUUACUUUAAUAGAGGAGACUGAAAAAUGAUUUAGGGAUAUAUCUAGAGAAACCUGACCCUGGCAGGGCAAAUCUGGAGUCACAACAUACCUUGCAAGUAGUCUGC
This is a messenger RNA of Numida meleagris (helmeted guineafowl), 1325 nucleotides long. RefSeq names its product follicle stimulating hormone beta subunit (gene FSHB). Lineage: Eukaryota; Metazoa; Chordata; Aves; Galliformes; Numididae. Gene Ontology annotation, cellular component: cytoplasm; extracellular region. The transcript has 2 exons. The record is from RefSeq and is a predicted model, not a curated record. Gene Ontology annotation, biological process: G protein-coupled receptor signaling pathway. The coding region runs from base 1 to 396 and encodes 131 amino acids. Gene Ontology annotation, molecular function: hormone activity.